Molecule: messenger RNA, 2174 nt
Organism: Penaeus indicus
Lineage: Eukaryota; Metazoa; Arthropoda; Malacostraca; Decapoda; Penaeidae
Exons: 14
Coding region: 158-2014 (618 amino acids)
Biological process (GO): centrosome cycle; spindle assembly
Cellular component (GO): HAUS complex; centrosome
Source: RefSeq, a predicted model, not a curated record
CUGGGGUGAAAAUCCCGUCAAAAUCGAAAAUAACAGAAACUAAAUCGUCUCUAUUUUUGUCAUUUUUUCGGCUUUCUGUCGAAUAAUGUAUAUCUAAUUGCGAAUUAGAAGGAGAGAAUAUAUUAAAGAAGACUCUUCUGUACACUUCCUCAACAAGAUGUCUGUAAGAAUGGAUAACAGUGUCCACGAAUGGGCAUUAGGGUUGACACGGAGACACAGAGUUUUCAGUCUCGACCAACCACUGAAACCAGAGCAUUUUACAAACUUGACAAGGGACAAGAACUUGCAGCCUAUUCUGUCCUUCCUGAUGCACCAUGUGUGCCCGCCUGAGGAGAGAAGACUGAUUAAGCUGAACUUGAAGCAUUCACGUUUCAGGAAGAAACUAACUGGGGAAGAGGGAGAAAUUUUGCCCACGGAAGAAAGAUUUAAGCUCAAGGCUUCUAUUGUAGAUGCCAAUUCAGCCAUUGCAGCUGAAACCACAGAAAUCCAACAACUUAACCGCAGGAAGGAGGAACUGCGCCAGAGGGAGGUGGAGCUGCGUCGGAGAGCCAUGUUGAUGAAGGUGUCACAGGAAGAGCGGGAAAAAGAGAUCCAGCAUUGCAAGCUGUGGCAAUCCCAACUCUCCCUACUGCAGGAGGAUUUGCCCAGCGUAUACGAUGGCCAGGCUGGUGUGGAUAUAAACUUGCAGAAACAGUUACGUGGGAACUUGUUGGACCUGCAGAAACUCCGUCGUUCCAUCAUCACAGGUCACUUUGGCACCCCAGAUCGUAUGCAUAUGGAGAAGCUGCGCGUAUGGGAGCGCAUUGGCGACACAAUGGCGACCUGGGGGCCAAGGUCACUGAUGGUUGGCCUGACGAGUGAGGUUCAGGAGGUGACCCGAAGCCUCCAUGCACAAGUUCAAAAUGUGGAUCUGGUGAAAGAUGCACGUGAGCUCAGACUUAAGUGUGAAAAUGACGGCGCAUUCAUUGAUGAGAUGAAUCCCGGGGGCGUAAUUGAGUCUGUGCGCGAACUCUUGGGUCAGAUGAGUGCAUCACAUGUCAAGCUUUACGUCGAGGCUUACCAGGCUGAUCUGGCCGCGCAGUCCCUAUCUCGAGCCCUCAAGACACUCCAUAACAAUAUCUUUGCAGCUACAAAGCGGAGUUACACUGACGAUGGCAUCACUGCGGCUGUGGUUGACGUGGUGAAGGAGAACAUAAGCGUGGCAGGGGAGAGAGCUGCACUGAAUGCGGCCGAGCAGCUGACUUCCUCACUGCAGGAGAGAGCCAACACUGCAUCCAGGGCCAGAGACGCACUGAGAGCCAAACACGCGCAGAUCAUCAGCUUCAACAAGGAAGUGCAAGAUGGCAUAGAGAGCAUCCAGUGUCUGGCCCUGUGCGUGGGGGACGGCCUUCAGAUCAUCAAGGAGCGUCUGCGGGAAGUCCGAUCCACGACAGAGGAGGCCCUCGAAGGCAUGGCCUACCCCACCCCUGUCUCCGCUAACUCCCUGGCUAAUGAAUCCGAGGCCUUCAUGGCAGCGCCAGUCAAUCAGCUCCUUACAACGACCACGGAGGAAAUGGAUGAAAACCAACACCUGAACGGAUGCAAAAGGUUUAGCCAAAAACGGAAGGCAGAGAUGUCAACAACCCCCCUCGUGUGGUAUGACCAGGCUGCAGCCCAACCAGGGUGGGAAGCCCAGCGGCAACUGUGCAACGGAAUCCUGUCUUGGGAUGGGGUGUUUGAGGCAGUGUGCGAAAAACAGGAACUGACGACCAGCCUGCAGAAGGAGAUGGAACGACUGACCUUCGCCAAGGCAGCUAUGCAGGCCACUCAGAAGAGCAGGAAGAUUCUGUCCAGCCAGGAAAUGAAAGAACUUACCGAGAAGGUAGAGAUGAGCGACAGCAAACUAGAAAAGGACAUAACUCGGCUGACGACCAGUUGCGAGAAGCAGGUCGACAUUGGCAUGCAUCACGUCGCCAGAGUCAACAAACUCCUGGCUGAAUGGUGGGAGCAGCCAGCCAAGGAAAUUACUUUAUAGUAUGGAGCAAUUGGGCAGCUUUAAUCUUUAUAAAAGAAAAAAAUAUAUAUAUAAACUAAAAUUAGUGAUUAUGUAUGCAGAGGUUGCAAUGUGCUUGCUUGGAAGGAGGUUUACAUGUAUGAUUUUAAUAACUUUGAAGUAUAUGCUUGAUUUAAGUAGG